GCGGCGGUGCAGUCCAUCAUUAUCUUUUCAGCUAUCUUUUCAACGUUCUCUGCUUUUCUUCGCCUCUCCCUCUGACCUGAUCUUACCAUGGCCGACAUCAACACUAUCUCGAAGCAGUUUACAGAUUUCUACUAUCAAACGUUUGAUACUGGCCGUGCUGGGCUGCAGAGUCUCUAUCGCAACGAAUCGAUGUUGACAUGGGAGGGAGUCCCAGUACAGGGUGUUAACGAUAUCGUUGAGAAACUCACGAGCCUGCCAUUCGAAAAAGUUGUGCACAAGGUCAUGACACUGGAUGCUCAACCCUCAUCGCCGACAGUGGCAAGUCUGAUAGUCAGUGUAACGGGACUCUUGGUGGUCGACGACAGCCCAAACCCGUUACAGUAUAGUCAAGUCUUUCAGUUGAUUCCCGAUGGUGGCAGCUACUACAGAUUGAAUGAUAUUUUCCGAUUGAACUAUGGGGCAUAAACGAAGCGUGUUUGGCUAUCCGCUACUACAUCAUAGAUAAACUCAUUGUAACAGAGGGGCUUAUAAUGUGAACGAGAUUGUAUUUGAUCCAUU
Serpula lacrymans var. lacrymans S7.9 is the source of this 558-nucleotide messenger RNA. RefSeq lists its product as uncharacterized. The transcript is spliced from 5 exons. Gene Ontology annotation, cellular component: nuclear pore central transport channel. The record is from RefSeq and is a predicted model, not a curated record. The coding region runs from base 88 to 465 and encodes 125 amino acids. Gene Ontology annotation, biological process: protein import into nucleus. NCBI's taxonomy places the organism in Eukaryota, Fungi, Basidiomycota, Agaricomycetes, Boletales, Serpulaceae.